AUGCGGAAGGCGGACGAUGUCACACCCUGGUAUUAUGUUGUAUGCAAUAGGGAAGGCCAGAAAAAGUCGAACGAGGAUGACCAAUUGAAUGCACGGUCUGGUUUUUCUAUGAAGCGUAGACGGUUAUCCAAGCGUUGUGGUUGUAAAGCGGGUAUUUCGUUCAAGUUCUUCUCUGAAGGAAGAUUAGCAGGUUAUAUUAUUCAGGAGUUCAGCGAGCCUCAUAACCAUUAUAUGGUUGAGUCAGAGCAUCAGCAAUAUAUGGCAAUUAAUCGAAAGUUGGAUGAUGUACAUCACAAAUUCAUUCUUGAUUGUUCCAAGGCAAAUAUAGGCCCCACACUUACCUUUAAGGUGUUGAAGGAAAUUCUCGGAGGGUUUGACCUUGUCGGUUGCACUGUCGGGGAUAUCAGGAAUGCUUCUCGAGACAUUAAAUCAUACGCUCAUGGAUUCGAUGUGCAAAUGGUGUUGGAUGAUAUGGCUAAGAAGAAGGAAAUGUCCGAGGCGUUCACAUAUCAUUACGAAGUUAAUGCUACCAACCAGUUGGUUGCUCUCUUUUGGUGUGACGGUUUGAUAAAGAGGAAUUACCACAUGUUUGGUGAUAUUGUGGCCUUUGACUCCAUGUACAACACAAACAGGUAUUGUAUGAUCUUCACUCAUUUCACGGGAAAGGACAAUCAUGGAAUGCCUGUAACCUUCACCGCCGGAUUGGUAUGCAACGAGAAAACAGGGGCAUUUGCUUGGUUGUUCAGACAUUUCGUUGAAUGCAUGGGUGUAGCACCCAAGAUGAACGUGACAGAUCAAGACUUGGGCAUGAGAUCAGCUAUUGAAGAGAUUCUUGUUGGCACUCGACACUGA
Messenger RNA from Salvia splendens (bonfire salvia), 852 nucleotides. RefSeq names its product protein FAR1-RELATED SEQUENCE 5-like. The transcript has 2 exons. The record is from RefSeq and is a predicted model, not a curated record. Bases 1 to 852 code for a protein of 283 amino acids. NCBI's taxonomy places the organism in Eukaryota, Viridiplantae, Streptophyta, Magnoliopsida, Lamiales, Lamiaceae.